AUGGAAACGGAGACGUGCGUAUGCUGUCAGUGUACAAACUAUGCAAGGUCGACCACCUCGUAGUCAUAGGCCUGGGCGGAUUUCAGCGGUGUACGUGUUUGCAGGUCAUCAGGCGGGUGUCGCAGUGUAGGCAGAUCCUCGUAGCGCUUGUCACGAAGUUGGGUCGCGCUUCCGACUUCAAGGGAACAACCAUCCACCCACGUGAGUCGNAGGUCAUCAGGCGGGUGUCGCAGUGUAGGCAGAUCCUCGUAGCGCUUGUCACGAAGUUGGGUCGCGCUUCCGACUUCAAGGGAACAACCAUCCACCCACGGUGGCGUCCCAAUAGUGCAGAAACGUGGACUAGAUGAAGUAGAGCUAGGUUCGUUUGAUGGGGACGGCAGUGAGUCGUAUAGUGGGGGGCUUCACCGCUGACUGUCAGGGAUGAGACGAUUUCGGGGACCCUGUUGAUAAUGAAUCUGAGCCUGACCCUGUACUGUCUGUUCAUUCGGGGAGGAUGUAUGCCAACCUGAUGGAGGCCUGCUUGAGGUGUGUACGCAUGUAUACCGAAAGCACGUCCAGGGACUCUCGCCCACAUGAGGCGAACAUAUAUUGUUGAAUGGAAAUGGAAGAGAAAGCAUUUGCUGACAGACGCACAAGUGUUGAUGGUGCCAAGCCUCGGGCGGGACUUCAAGACCCGCCACUUCAUCCAAAAAAAAGUAAAGAGCAGAUUACGGUGAGGAAUUUGAACCGGGUAGGGGGGGCAAGAGGGUGAAGACAGAAAGCCCUCGGCAGAUCAAAAUGGGUCAUGUGUCUAUAUGAUCUAGAUGGCUUUAGUUGCAAGCAGCACGUUUGUUUUUGGAAUCAGGAGUGAGUGCCGAGGGCAUGGCGGCGCGUGUUUACAGCGUGGUUGUACUGUAGUGUUGCAAGUAUCAUGUUGUCCGUUGUAUCGCGUAGGCUAUUGUCGUGCAACAGACCCCUUUUGUUUUUUGAUGAUGAAAGCUUGUAGCUUUCUUGUGAUGGGCAAUAUUUGGUGUAUUUGACUUCGGGAGCUACACCAUACAACCUGGUUUCAAGUUGCUGGUAUUGUUUUCUCCGUGUAACUUUUCUUGUUUCGUUGUUUCCUGUGAGCUCCAGCGUAGGUAGGGCACAAUAUUUGACAGGACAGAAGCCAGGCACCGGCAAGGUACAAUCUAAAUUCGGAUACAUUUUAGUGCGUCCCAUUGCGAUGAAAAACACAACUACUCGUGAGGUUUAUUUUAACGAUGCACGUGGGGGGCGGGGCAGCAUGGUUCCUGAUUUUUUUUCGUUGAUUUACAUCAGCGAUGUAAGGAUACUUCACGCAGCGCUUCGCUGCUUGCUUGAAUCGAAUGAUCUUGUUGUUGCUUCGAGUGUUCUUGGUUCGAGGAUUCCUCCUUCGCACUCUGUCUGAGUGGAGACUAAGAAGACGGGAAAUGUCACGAUCAGACUACGUACAGGAAAAUGCGUGGAAAGAUAGAUAUCGAACAGCAGAUAUCUACAAGGUGGUAGAUUAUGCAUUCAUGCCGAGUGUACAGCAGUGUGGGGAUGAAACCGCGUGGAAAGAUACAGCAUUUUUCCUUUGUUUUGACAUCUGUUAUGGCGCUUCCUCUCCGGCUUUACUCCCAGCAGUUCCACGUCAUCAUGCCCUUGGCUACCAUACUCCACCGCCACCACAACACACCUGCUAGUCUUCGGUGAGGAAGGCAAAGCUGUGCUGUGCUGUGCUGUAAGGCAGGACACGUGUGGGUAGGGACCAAGCAGCUCCCAAAGAUACAGGAGAUACAGCAUGAUUUUCUUGUUCUCAGACAAACGAUUGGCGCUUCCUCUUCGGCUUUGGUAGUAGAGACAGUCUUCCCUAUAGAGCUGGCCCUCCCUUUCCGCGUCUGUCGGCCUCAGUACGUGCUUGUGGCUGUUACUACUGUGGUGCCG
Ectocarpus sp. CCAP 1310/34 is the source of this 1926-nucleotide messenger RNA. Lineage: Eukaryota; Phaeophyceae; Ectocarpales; Ectocarpaceae. The record is from the annotation of a GenBank genome assembly.